CUCGGCGCCAUUCGCUGAAGCCGGGCGCGCGCAUGGCGGCCUAGUGAGCCAGCGAGCUUAAAGGGGAGGCUGGCGGGCGGAGAAAGUGGCAGCUGCGAGGCCCUCGGGAUGUUCGUUGCGCGCAGUAUCGCGGCCGAUCACCGCGACCUCAUCCACGAUGUUUCCUUUGACUUCCACGGGCGGCGGAUGGCGACCUGCUCCAGCGACCAGAGCGUGAAGGUCUGGGACAAAGGUGAAAAUGGAGAGUGGCACUGUACUGCUAGCUGGAAGACACACAGUGGUUCCGUGUGGCGUGUGACAUGGGCACAUCCGGAGUUUGGACAAGUCUUGGCAUCCUGCUCUUUUGACAGAACGGCUGCUGUAUGGGAAGAAAUAGUGGGAGAAUCAAAUGAUAAACUGAGAGGGCAGAGUCAUUGGGUAAAGAGAACUACUUUGGUAGACAGUAGGACGUCAGUUACAGAUGUAAAGUUCGCUCCCAAGCACAUGGGUCUAAUGUUAGCAACAUGUUCAGCAGAUGGCGUUGUUAGGAUAUAUGAAGCUCCAGAUGUUAUGAAUCUCAGUCAGUGGUCUCUUCAGCAUGAAAUUUCAUGUAAACUAAGUUGCAGUUGUAUUUCCUGGAAUCCUUCAAGCUGUCGCGCUCAUGCUCCUAUGAUAGCUGUAGGAAGUGAUGACAGCAGUCCGAACGUCCUUGCGAAAGUUCAGAUUUAUGAAUACAACGAAAAUACCAGGAAGUAUGCAAAAGCAGAAACACUUAUGACUGUCACAGAUCCUGUGCACGAUAUUGCAUUUGCUCCGAACCUGGGGAGGUCCUUUCAUAUUUUAGCUGUAGCUACCAAAGAUGUCCGAAUUUUCACAUUGAAGCCUGUAAGAAAAGAACUGACUGCUACUUCCGGACUGACAAAAUUUGAAGUUCAGUUAGUAGCUCAAUUUGAUAAUCACAAUUCCCAAGUUUGGCGUGUGAGCUGGAACAUUACAGGCACAGUACUUGCCUCAUCAGGAGAUGACGGAUGUGUAAGGCUAUGGAAAGCUAACUACAUGGACAACUGGAAGUGUACCGGAAUUCUGAAAGGUAAUGGAAGUCCAGUCAAUGCUAGCUCUAGUCAGCAGGGAGUUUUUAACGCUCCUUUGGGCACAGCCAAUCCAAGCCUCCAGAAUUCAGUCAAUGGGACAUCUGCUGGCAGGUAUUUCUUUCCCCCUCUGGAUUCCCCACGGGCUGGAUCAAGGUGGUCCAGUUAUGCCCAGCUCCUACCUCCUCCUCCUCUGAUAGAGCACUCUUGUGAUGCUGACACUGCCAAUCUCCAGUAUCCUCACCCUCGCAGACGAUAUAUCUCUCGACCUCUUAACCUGUUACGGGAACAUGAAGGGCACAUGGAUAUGGAAGACUUCAGAUAUAUUGCAGAUGAGACAUUUCCAAGCUUCUUAGCUAACUCACUAACUAGUCGUACUAGUGAAAUUUGGGACAAUAUUACAAUUGCAUCAAAUCUUGGUUUACCAGUUGCUGCUUCAACUGAAGCCAGACAGAAAACUGGCUGUCAUGAAAGACAUUGUGAUCAAGCAUCUUAUGUGGAAGAGAGAUUAUCUGUUCCAUCACCAAACAGUGGUGAAUCUCCUUCUGAUCCAAGGAGGAAGCUCGCUCUUAAUUUACAGGAUUCAGUAGGCAGCUGUAAGAACCCUGUAGAAACACUCUUGGAAUCAGAAUUGGUCCAGAAAGAAGACUCUGAUACUUUGGAGAGAAGAAAAAAACAAAAUUGCAAUGAUGAAUGCUUGGGAAACAAUCAGGAUACUCUGUGUGAGAUUCUUCCCCUUGAACAUCUGGAAGAUUUAACUACUGGAAUAUGCUCCUUUUCAAAAAGAAAGAGUCAAGAUGGCAAGGUUUCUUCAUUAAAACUUAGUUACAAAUGGAUAAAAAAUACAGUAGAUGACAAUGAUGAGAUUGGCUUCUCCAGCUUAAUAGAAAAUGAAAAACUGAUUUUUGCAAGCUUAGAAGACAAUUCUUCAGAUGGUGAUAUUGGGGAUGAAGAGUUCUGUGAUGAUCAAUUGGAGGCUUACUUUGAGAAGCUGGCACUGCCUGAAAUGCAAGAGGAUGAUAUUGAACAAGAUGAACUUGAUAAGUGUAUUAAAACUGGGGAAUUGCUUCCAGAAGAGGGAAAAUUCCAGAUACUUAAUGUUUGUCAAGCAGCAACAAGAAUGGAUUCUCCUGAUAGUGAUGAAGAUUUGCAUGAGUUUGUGGGAGCUGGGCACAGUGCAAAGAGCCAGCAAUUCAUGUUGCAUUUAACAGCAGCGCCAGAGGAAGAUGAAUGCCUGACUCUUGAACAGGAUCUGUUACGGAAUGAUAGUUCUGAUAAACCUGUUGAAAUGGAAAGAAUCAUACCAGAAAUAUCCAUUACAGCGAAAGAGUCACCACUGAUCCAUUCUGGAAUAGUAGAUGUCCUUGACGGUGGUGGUGAAGAUAGAACAGCCUUAAAAACAAAUAUAUUCAACAAUGGCAGAAAAGUCACAACAGAAGAUGCUGAAAAUCAGAUUCCAUAUGUGUCUCCUGAAGAUACUACUUAUGAUAGGGAUGUCCCAAACAUAACCAACUGUGCUGAACUAAAACUAGAUUCUCUAUAUUUUAAAUGUAUUGAUGGUAAUAAUGCUGCCUCUGAGCUCUGGAACACAGAGGAGCAAGACCAGUCUUCUUAUCUGUAUCAAGUUGCUGAUGAUAGCAAUGUUCCUCUAGCGGCUGAGUACCUGUCUCCAACUGUUUGUCAGACAGCAGAUCUGAAUCAAGAGGAAUCAUCUCCUAAUGUUGUAUAUCAAAAUGAAGAGGGGAGAUGGGUGACAGAUCUUGCAUACUACACUUCAUUUAAUAAAGAACAAGUCUCCAGUCUCUUGUACACAAAUGAAAACUUCUUUACUGGAUCUGAAGCAAUUGAUAUGAUUGCCAAAGAUCAAGAAGAAUUUGAGAGGGAGCACAGGUUUAUGCAGGAAGAGCAAAUUGAUUCACAAAAUAUGUCUGAAUUAAAAGAUACAUCAUGGAAAUCAGUUAGUAGCUAUAAUGCAGUACGAGCUUCACAAGCAGAAGACUUCAGCAAAGAUGCUAGCUAUUUACGGCUGACUCUGGGAGAGUUUUUUGGUCAGAGAUCUGAGGCUCUUGGUUGUCUUGGAGGAGAUGGUGAUGUGAAACGACCCUCUUUUGGUUAUCAUAUUACUUCUCCCGAGAAGAGACAGCCUGUAGCUUUGUUAAGGGAAUCUACUGUAUCCAGAGCCAAUUCUGAUGAACCAAGUACGCGACUGUCCAACACUCCUCAAGGAAACUUAGAACACAGCAUUAAAGAGGAAUCACAUACUGCAUCGACUACAUUCAUUCUUAGUGAAAAGGACAUAUUAGCUAGCAAAACUAGAAGUAUAAAUAUGCAGUCGGAUACCAAAAGCAAAAUGCAGGAAGCAUUUGGAGGAAAAAAAGUUGAAAGCAUGCACUCUGAACUAAAGUCACCUGUGCUGAGUAUAAGCACAAUUGCAUCUGCUAUUGCAAAUGCUUCUGUUAGUGCUGAACCUUCACAGUUAGCCGCUAUGAUAAUGGCACUUUUAAAUAACACAAGAGAGAGGAACAACAUUCUUGAAGCUGGCAAUCCUGCAGACUUCUCUGUAAUCAGUCAGUUUUUAGCCAGCAAUGUAGAAAACAGUACAAUUAAUAUGGAGAAGUAUCUCAGGAGGACUGAAGAUGAGACUGACACCAAGUUCAAAAGCUUCUUUAAUCAUGAAGAUGUUAGUAGGGACUGUCAAAAAUCUGUGAAUAAGCAAGAAUGUCAAAUUACAGGAAACUUGUCCAAAAGCAAUUUGUAUAGAGAAGAGAAACAGCAUCUGGAAAAAAAGUAUGAGGAAAACUGUUCCAAACACAAGACUUGUGAUGCUUCCUCUGAAAAGAAAAAUUGCAUAGAAUAUCUGGACUCAUAUUUAGAAGCAGUAUCUAAUACAUGUAGUAACUUCCAAUCAGAACAGCUAACCACCAUUGCACCAAGUUCAGAAGAGAGAUCUGGGUGUGCUGAAGUUCUCUUGGAGGGGGGCAUAACAAAGAUGACACAUGCCGCUCACUUUGAACCGGAAGGAAGAACUAGCACAAGCACUUCACCCUUGAAUUUAAAAUCAGUUUCAGUAUUGGUUUCUCCUCUUCCGGCGUGUCCUCACAAGGAAAAGGUUACACAUGAAGUUCAGUACAAAAACAAGCAAAAUGGAAGAAUCCAGAAAAAGAAUUCUGCAUGUAACAGUGAAAAACAUGUGACUUUUGACAAAUUGCCUAUUGAUAAUCAGCAGCUUGUUGGUGAAGCUCUUGUCGAGACUGACGAGAAGCCUGCAUCUCCUAUACCUUGUAUGCAGAUUUCAGAUGAACAGUAUAGCUUCAGGCCUUCAACCUCUCCUCUUACUCAUUCAUCUCCAAGUGAAUCUUCUGGAACAAUCCUUUCAGGAUGUGAAGUUGACUAUCCUUGUACAACACCUAAUUUUAAGCACUCAGCUUACAAUGAUAGUUCAUUGCCUCAGUCAGCAUAUUCUAGUCCUAGCUUGGAACGAUUGACCUUUCUGUCUGCCUCAGAAAACACAACUAAGAAUUUAGCUCUUUCUAGAACAGAGAGAUGUCAGAGUAAUGGUUCCAAUGAGUUGAGCACAACCAUAGUUUGGACCAGUCCAUCUUCAGCACUGGAGCAGGACACUGAAAAAAAGAACAUUACUUUACAAGCAAACAAAAUCCCCUUAGUAAGCACUACCCAAAAAAGUCUUAGUAAGAAACUAGAGGCAGAUGAAUCUACGGAGCCUAACAGCCAAUCUGAGGACCAGAAGUCAUCAGCAGAAUUUGCAUCAAAAAGCAAAGAUCAGUUUGCACACAUUUGUCCUAACAUGGCACCCAGCAAUAAUGAACUUUGUCAGGUGGAUGCUCCUAUAACACGCCAUGACUAUACAAACACAGCACAAGGACUAGGCUUACCCUCUCUAAAUAUGUUGCCAACUUCCAGAGGUUUUGAUGGCUGUAUUCCCUUAAAUCAAAAUACAGGAAACUUGAAGUCCCAUAAUGCUGCUUCAGAGAUUCCAGGAGUACCUUCUGUGAUGCCAACCCUGUUAACAGGUUGUUCCCUUAGAGCAACUCCAUUUGCCCAACAAUACAUGGGAAGCUUUCCAUCAAGUGCAAAUAUUACUUCGCCCCAGUAUCAUCUUGGUUGUCCUCCAGUUCUUGGUCUUCCAACAGGACUGAUUUAUUCUAGCAUCCCUAUGGGUCAUCAUCCAAACUCACUGGCUGCAGGAAUGCCACUAGGUCCAGAUACUAGGUCUGGAUUGUUGGGUACAACUCCACAUUAUAAGUUUACAUCCAACCCACAUAUUCUAAGUAGUAAAUCAGGUACAAUGCAAGACGCUGAUAUUGCCAGACCUAGACAGUGGGAAACAUCUGUGCCAUUUGAAUUUGGGCAAGUGAGAGUACCAGAAGAAAUAAAAUUCUGCAAUGCUUGUUGUGUGGGGCUCACAUCACAAACGGUCCUUAGCCUUCUUAAUCCAUCUGAACGCUGGCUACAAGUUUGUAUUGAUUUGCGUAGUGUUACUCUUAAUGGUGAAAAGAUGGAACCUCUGAAACAUGGAUGUCUACUUUUUAAGAACAAAACUAUCAUAGGACCUUGUACUACAGAAGAAAUAAAAAUACUAUUCUUACCCUGUCAAGCAGGAGUCUUCCAGUGUGUACUUAGCGUUGCCUCUUGGCCAUUUUCUGCAGAUGCAGAGACAAUUGUCCAAGCAGAAGCUUUAGCAGCUAGAGUAAUCUUGAAUGCAGUUGCUGAAAAUCCUGAGCUCGAGGUGGAAACAAACCAACUUGACUUUGGUGAUCUGCCAUCUGGCAGCUGGAAAGCUCUUCCGCUAAAACUGAUCAAUAAGACACAUGCUAGAGUGCCAGUAAGACUUGUUAUCAAUGCAAAUGCUGUUGCGUGGCGUUACUUCACGUUUUCCAAGGAACCUAUUAAUUUUCCCAUUAAAAGUACAGUUCAUACAUACAACAUCUCUCAGCUAGCAGCUCCUUCAGUGAUCUCCCAUGUCAUGAAUCCAAGCUACGAUGAGCAGGAUCCUGAAGCUGUAAUAGUUUGGGUCCAGUUUCAUGCACCAAGUAAACGCCUCUCAUCAGAUUUUUUGGGCCCAGCGGAUGAAUACUUGGCAAGAAUUGAUGUGGAGGUUGAUUGUCCAGAGCCUACUAACAUUUUAAGUAUUCCUCUUUGUGCAAGAUCUGGAACUCCUAGAAUAUAUGCCCCAAAGGGUCUGCAGACUUUACAUGUGUCUGCAAGAAUAGGAUCAUCAACAAGACAACAGCUGCCUCUAAAGAAUGCUGGGAAUAUUAAAGUGGAUUUAAAGAUCAUGACACUGGAACCAAGUAACAGCAUCUCUGUUGAGCCUGAGGAACUGUCUCUUAUACCUGGGGAAGAACAAGAAGUGACAGUUCGGUUCUCUCCAAAGGACUGUAGAAGCACUGAAAGCGUUGUGAAAAUUUUUGUAUUACCUUCUGGGCCAGAGUAUAAAGUGACUGUGAAGGCUGAAGUACCUGUGGUGGACAGCAAACCUUUCUCACAAAUGUGCCACAACUCAGAAGUUCCUCCCAUCCUUGCUAACAAGCAGCUUGUGGCAUGGGGCGGAGUACAACUUGGCAGAACAGUUCAACAGAAAUUAAUUCUGAGAAAUGACUCUCAGACUACUACCCAGCAGUUACGAUUGCUGAUAAGGGGUCAAGAUCAGGACUGUUUUCAGAUGAAACUUGGAGAACAUGUGUACAGCAACUGCGAAAUCAAAAUCCGACCCAAACAUGAUUACAGUGUGUCCUUAAUGUUUACACCGUCUCGUUUAGCUUGUAUGUUUGCAAAGCUUGAAAUGAAACAGCUUGGUUUUCCAACUAGACUUGGAAUCAAGUUCACUAUACCCUUGUACGGAUAUGGGGGCAAAAGCUGUGUGAUUUUAGAAGGUGUGAAAAAACACUGUAACAGAUACCUGGUGGAACUGAAUGAGCUGUCUCCUGGGGAAACAAGCCAGGUUUCUUUCUCUCUAAACAAUACAGGAUGUCGGGCUGCUUAUGUGAAAGCAUUGUGUUUUAGGAAUUUCUCUGAAGGAAUUAUUAUGGAUCCAAAUAUGCUGAAUUUAUUUCCAGAGAAGUUUGUUCUUAAAGAAGGUGAGCAGCAGAAAGUUACAGUAACAUGUAACUCUGCCAAAAGCGAACAACAUAAUGCACCAAUGUUAUCUACAAUUUGCUUCUUCUAUGGAGAUGAAAUAUCAAGACAGCAAUAUCUCAGAGCUAUCAAGCAUAAUCCAGAAGAAGAACAAAAUAUACUCCCUGCUAAUAAUCCAGUGACAAAUGUAAAGUUCGAUGAAGAAUUCCCAGGGGAAAAGCUGGUAACUGAAGUAUGUGAUCUUCCACAACAAAUAAAUGGUAUCCAGUGUUUUUUCAUAAAUAUGAGGAGGAUUAUUCUUUCUGUUUAUAAAGCAUCUUCUAGUGCUACUUUGAAUGCCGUGACACCUUCAGCACAUCUUACAGCACUGGAUAGACAUGGAGUGCCUGAGAAACAGAGCAUGACUCUAGAUGUACUGCCUGUUAAAGGACCUCAUGCUUGUGUCCUUCCCUCAAAUGUCAGCAGCCAGAAUGAGAAUAAGCUUGUUUCUCAGGGGACCUGGUCUGUGCAACCUGAAUUUCUGUGUCUCUCAGCUCCUUCUCUGAGUGGAGCAACAGAUACUAGACAUACACAAAUAACCAACCAUUCAAACAGAUCGUUGAAAUUUGAACUAUCAUGGCCUGCUCAUUGUCUUACAAUAACACCUCAACAUGGAACUAUUGAGCCUGGAAGCUGCAUUUCAAUUUAUGUGAGUCCAAAUCCGUCACUUGCAGAAAACAAAUUAGUAUUUCCAUGGAGUGGUCAUAUAUACAUACAUUGUGAUAAUGGACAAAAGUUUGUUAGAGUACAAAUUCGUGAGAAUACUUCUGAAGAACAAUCUAGAAGGAACCCAACAGUUCCUAAUUUAGGCGCUCGACAUCAUAAUACUGAGCUUCCUGUUAACGUAAUAAAACCACUUCAAAAGCCACCUUCCACACAGCUUGAGAUAAAGAAUCGGACAAUAGUUUUUCCUGAGACAAAGUCUAGUGAAAACUCAGAAAAACGCCUAGAGUUUGAAAAUAAUGGGAAUGAAAGUGUAAAGUGGUUUUUGACGUCUUUUGCACCCCCUUACGUCAAGGGAGUAGAUGAAAGUGGAGAGGUUUACAGAGCGACAUAUACAGCUUUUCAAUGUUCCUGUAGUUCUGGUACACUUGAAGCUCAGGGGAAAGAAAAGGUUGUAAUCAUGUUUUUGCCAAGAGAUAGGGGUGAUUAUUCUCAGUUCUGGGAUCUUGAGUGUCACCCACUUCAUGAGCCUCACCUGAAAGACAAGCACAGACUGCAGUUUUCUGGAGUGGGCAUUGUAGAAAAUGAAACUUUAAAGAAUGAAGUCUCAUCUGCUUUAGUAAAAGUUAGUGUUCCACUUACUUCCCAAAGAAGAGAAUACCCUGACACCUCUGAUCCCAAAGCUAGGGAAGGAGUAUAUGCCCAAGAUGGUGUCCAUACAUUUCCUUCAACGAGGGUUGGUGAAUCAAGCAUGUUGAAAAUCCGCAUGCGAAAUUAUUCGACCUCUUCAAACAUGCUGAAAUUUUUAAGACCCAGGGAGCCUUUUUACAUCAAGCAUUCCCACUAUAACUUAAGAUGUCAUCACUACUGCAACUUACCAGUCUUUUUCAGACCCGUGUCAGCAGGCAUUUUCAAAAGCUUAUUGGUGGUACAGACAGAGAAAAAUGAUACACUCACCAUUCAGCUCAUUGGUGAGGGCUUGCCACAGCAGUAGCCAUUAGCUAUUGUUAACACAUGAUAAAUUUACAACUAAAUUAUUGAAUUGGCAAGCUUCUUUUUUGUACACUAAAAUUAUAUUUUGUGAGAAACGGGUGCUUUGUAAUUUUGUAAUUUUAAAUAAAAUAAUUUUGUAUAGGCAUCAUGUCACUUAACACUACUGCACUUUGGCUGCCAGAAGCAAGACUAUCUCUUAUUUUUGUAUUGUCUGCAAGUUAUAAUGUUUGUUUGUUUUUUAAACUCAAUUUCAUAAAUAAAAGAUUUC
Molecule: messenger RNA, 9126 nt
Organism: Eublepharis macularius
Lineage: Eukaryota; Metazoa; Chordata; Lepidosauria; Squamata; Eublepharidae
Gene: CEP192
Product: centrosomal protein 192
Exons: 55
Coding region: 109-8859 (2916 amino acids)
Biological process (GO): centrosome duplication; mitotic spindle assembly; centriole replication
Cellular component (GO): cytoplasm; centriole; pericentriolar material
Molecular function (GO): protein kinase binding
Source: RefSeq, a predicted model, not a curated record